Diceros bicornis minor is the source of this 1600-nucleotide messenger RNA. It is a transcript of the gene SARS2, whose product is annotated as seryl-tRNA synthetase 2, mitochondrial. Gene Ontology annotation, cellular component: mitochondrion. Bases 21 to 1598 code for a protein of 525 amino acids. Gene Ontology annotation, biological process: mitochondrial seryl-tRNA aminoacylation. Lineage: Eukaryota; Metazoa; Chordata; Mammalia; Perissodactyla; Rhinocerotidae. Gene Ontology annotation, molecular function: ATP binding; serine-tRNA ligase activity; tRNA binding. The transcript is spliced from 17 exons. The record is from RefSeq and is a predicted model, not a curated record.
CUCCUUGUCCCCUGUCCAAGAUGGCUGCGUCCAUAGCGCGGCGCUUGUGGCCUUUGGUGGCCGGGCGGGGCCUCCGGCCCCGGGGAGGCUGUGUCUGCGGUCAGAGCCCAAGGAGAAGUUUCGCUACGGAGAGACGAGACCGGAACCUCCUGUACGAACACGCGCGCGAGGGCUACAGCGCGCUCCCUCAGGUGGACAUGGAGCUGCUAUGCGCAUGCCCGGAAGAGGCCGCGCGCGCCCUGGAGCUCCGCAAGGGGGAGCUGCGGCCGGAAGAUCUGCCCGCGAUCAUCUCGACGUGGCAGGAGCUGAGGCAGCUGCGGGAGCAGAUCCGGAGCCUGGAGGAGGAGAAGGGGGCGGUGGCUGAGGCGGUGCGCGCCCUGCUGGUGAACCAGGACAACAGUCAAGUGCAGCAGGUACAGCUGGAUCCAGGUCCUGGCUCCAUAUUUGGUUCUGCUUCCAUCAUUCCGAGACCAACUUUCUCCCCUUGGGGAAAGGAGAGCCAGGGUCCAGAGGCCCAGCUGGAGAAGCAGUUCUACCUGUGGGCGCUGAGGCUGCCCAACCAGACCCACCCGGACGUGCCCGUCGGGGAUGAGAGCCAGGCCCGAGUGCUCCAUGUGGUCGGGGAAAAGCCAGCCUUCUCCUUCCGACCCCGGGGCCACCUGGAAAUCGCGGAGCAGCUCGACAUCAUCCGGCAGAAGCGCCUGUCCCACGUGUCCGGCCACCGCUCCUAUUACCUGCGCGGGGCUGGGGCCCUCCUGCAGCACGGCCUGGUCAACUUCACAUUCAACAAGCUCGUCCGCAGGGGCUUCACCCCCAUGACGGUGCCAGACCUCCUCCGAGGAGCCGUGUUUGAAGGCUGUGGGAUGACACCAAAUGCCAACCCAUCCCAAAUUUACAACAUAGACCCCUCCCGCUUUGAAGACCUCAACCUGGCCGGGACAGCAGAGGUGGGGCUUGCCGGCUAUUUCAUGGACCACUCCGUGGCCUUCAGGGACCUGCCCAUCAGGAUGGUCUGUUCCAGUACCUGCUACCGGGCGGAAACGCACACGGGGAAGGAGCCGUGGGGGCUGUAUCGAGUACACCACUUCACCAAGGUGGAGAUGUUUGGAGUGACGGGCCCCGGGCUGGAGCAGAGCUCGCAGCUGCUGGAGGAGUUCCUGUCCCUUCAGAUGGAGAUCGUGACCGAGCUGGGCUUGCACUUCCGGGUCCUGGACAUGCCCACCCAGGAACUGGGCCUCCCCGCCUACCGCAAGUUCGACAUCGAGGCCUGGAUGCCAGGCCGCGGCCGCUUUGGCGAGGUCACCAGUGCUUCCAACUGCACGGACUUCCAGAGUCGCCGGCUUCACAUCAUGUUCCAGACAGAGGAGGCCGGGGAGUUGCAGUUCGCCCACACAGUGAACGCCACGGCCUGUGCUGUCCCUCGUCUCCUCAUUGCCCUCCUGGAGAGCAAUCAGCAGGAGGACGGCUCGGUCCUGGUGCCCCCUGCCCUCCAGCCCUACCUUGGCACCGAUCGGAUCACGGCGCCCACCCACGUGCCCCUCCGGUACAUCGGCCCCAACCAGCCCCAGAAGCCCAGGCUCCCACCCAGCCCGCCUUGAGC